Messenger RNA from Thamnophis elegans (Western terrestrial garter snake), 1508 nucleotides. RefSeq names its product microtubule-associated proteins 1A/1B light chain 3B. Gene Ontology annotation, cellular component: autophagosome membrane; autophagosome; cytosol. Lineage: Eukaryota; Metazoa; Chordata; Lepidosauria; Squamata; Natricidae. Gene Ontology annotation, molecular function: ubiquitin protein ligase binding. Gene Ontology annotation, biological process: macroautophagy; cellular response to nitrogen starvation; autophagosome assembly. Bases 132 to 491 code for a protein of 119 amino acids. The record is from RefSeq and is a predicted model, not a curated record. The transcript has 4 exons.
AUUUGCUCUCCUUCCUCUGCGAUGGGGGGCGGGGAGAAUAGUCCUGCAGUUGCCCAGGGGACCAUCUGCUUCCUGGGCAAUGCCAGGGCUCCAUGAAGCGAAUGCAAAUCCUUUCCUAGUAAGAAGACCUGAUGGGCACCUCUGAAGCACUGGAACAAAGAAUAGAAGAUGUCAGACUUAUUCGCGAACAGCAUCCAACAAAGAUACCGGUAAUUAUCGAAAGAUAUAAAGGAGAAAAGCAGCUUCCCGUUCUGGACAAAACAAAAUUUCUGGUCCCAGAUCACGUCAACAUGAGUGAGCUUAUCAAGAUAAUCAGACGGCGACUGCAGCUGAAUUCCAACCAAGCGUUCUUCUUACUGGUGAACGGACACAGCAUGGUGAGCGUCUCCACGCCCAUUUCGGAGGUGUACGAAAGUGAAAAGGAUGAAGACGGAUUCUUGUACAUGGUCUACGCCUCUCAGGAAACGUUUGGCAUGAAGCCCUCCGUGUAAACACCUUGCCCCCUCGGCCUUGUAGCCUAGCCUAGUUUUUGCCCUUUCCCCUCCCCUGCCCCUUCGCCCAGGAAAAAGAAAGGGAUGUCGCGCCACUGAUCUGCUCAGAGUAGUUGUGCUUUGCGGGAUGCUCUCAAAUGUCUUUUUCCUUUUUUUGUUUGUAAAUAUUUAAGAGAUGAGCGCCAGUACGGACAAGCGGCCCGGCUUCGUAGACUCGCUAUUCCUUUGCACAGGCAUACUUGCUUUUUAAAAGCCUCUGGAAUUGGAGCAAGAUUCCAUAACCUGCAUGUUGACAAUAGUAAUAAUAAUUUUAAAAAAUAUGUUGGCGUUACUCUCAAAUCAUAGGAACUGGGCUAAGUGUUAAAAAAAAGUAGCCAACUGAAAAUACAUCUGUGUGAUAUUAUCCUGUUAAUUUAUGUUUCAGCUCCUUAAAAAACUGCUUUUCCUCAAAAGGUAGGAAAGUUUGCCUCUUCCGGCUUCUUGGUGUUUGGAAAAAUCGGUGCACGUGGGGGUGGGAGGGGGGGGGAAGAAGAGAGAGAGGGGUUAAUUCCCUGGUAUUGCUACUUCAGUCAAUAUCAGCAAAGCACCGGAUUGCUAACUAUAACUAUAAAGCAAGCAUAGCUUUAGUUUAGGAAGUGUGUAUUUUAAAAAAAUUAGGCUAUGUAUUUAACAGUUAAGAACAUUACUCUAAUAUAUUUGUAUUCUGUCAUGCAUCUUUUUUUUUUUAAACCGAAUCCGCCCAUCGGGCCCUCCCGAAGGGGGCUUCCUUUUAUCCUUCAAAUGAUGAUAACAGAUGCAAGCCAUUAGGCGCAAGCUUUUUAGCCAUUACAAUUGUGUCUUUUUUGUGCACAUCUAUGUAUCUUCAUCUUUUUACCCGGAGUUCUUGAACUGGGACAGGUAGAAAGAAGAUUGAAUCUGCGUUGCAUCCGUCACUGAAAAAACCUUGGUUUCCUUCAGCUUUAAUUUCACACUGAACAUAAUUUCACUUUAUUAAAGUCUAGACUGUAUCUAAAAUGA